Molecule: messenger RNA, 1300 nt
Organism: Monascus purpureus
Lineage: Eukaryota; Fungi; Ascomycota; Eurotiomycetes; Eurotiales; Aspergillaceae
Source: the annotation of a GenBank genome assembly
ACAAACAGAACACCAUGGCAGGAGAGACAGAUACGGCUGAACCCGUCCCCCAAUUCUCAUUUAAAAAGCGCUCUGCAAAGACAAAGGCCAAUUUUCGGAAGAAGCCAGAUACACCGCCACCCGCAUCCGACUCUGAUUCCGGCUUUACCUCGUCCGAUGAUGAAGAGGGCCGCAGGAUCAAGAGACGGCGGGGGAAUGCAGCAGUGACCGCAUCAUCGAAAUCCAAUGCGGCUCGAAAGAAUAACACUGUUGAAGAUCAACCGGCCAGCGCGGCCCCCAUGCCGUUGCCCUCGACCAACGAUGCGACCAAACAGUCGAACUGGUACGAUGAAGACUUGAACGAGAAGAAUCUCCUGGGCACCACGAGAGCGCGGCCUCCGUCGGCUCCAGACGGUACCUACAAGGGCGCGGCGAACUACCAGUCCUUCAUUCAGAAGAAUCCCAAUGCUCCGACGAAGCAGUUUGGUCCCAUGAAGGCUCCCACCAACGUCCGCACGAUCACCACGAUGGAUUUCGCUCCGGACGUCUGCAAGGACUACAAACUAACUGGUUUCUGUGGCUUUGGCGAUUCCUGCAAGUUUCUCCAUUCUCGCGAAAUGUAUCAGCAGGGUUGGGAGCUGGAUCGCGAUUGGGAGAUCAACACCAAGGGGAAACAGCUAAAUGGGCGGAUCGUCUCCCAGCGGAAAGGGGCCCAUGCGACGGCUGAGGAUGAAGACGAAGAUGAGGAAGACGAACUACUUGAGAAUAUCCCGUUUGCUUGCAUUAUCUGCAAGAAGCCCUACCAGAGCCCCAUCGUUACGAAAUGCGGGCAUUACUUCUGCGAGUCCUGUGCUCUACAGCGAUACCGAAAAACCCCGUCGUGUGCGGCAUGCGGGGCUGGCACGGGGGGAGUGUUCAACGUGGCCAAGCGGCUGAAUCACCUGCUGGACAAGAAGAGAGAGCGGGCUCGAAAACGGCGGGAGAAGGCGAUUGCAGAGGGCGAGGAAGUCAGUAGCGACGACGACGAGGAGGAAGAGGCAGGCGAUGAGAGUGGCAGUGACUAAUUAAUUAAUGCGUUGUGGCCAAGCAUAUGACUAACGGGAAUGUUGUAAUGUAACAGGGUCCUUGCUGCAGCAGGACUGCAAGAGAAAUAGGAAUCAGGACCCCACAAAGUUAAUAUGUAUCAUCUCCGGCUCACUGCCUUGUAGCGCGGCGACACCCGUCAAGUGUACAAGCCCCAGCGCAGCCGAUCUGCGAGCGCUUCUUCGUUCUUACGCGUCGCCGUGGCCGACUCGAAGGCAGCAAUAUUAUUAUAAGGUGC